This is a messenger RNA of Penicillium samsonianum, 1680 nucleotides long. RefSeq names its product beta-xylosidase. Gene Ontology annotation, biological process: carbohydrate metabolic process. Bases 1 to 1680 code for a protein of 559 amino acids. Lineage: Eukaryota; Fungi; Ascomycota; Eurotiomycetes; Eurotiales; Aspergillaceae. Gene Ontology annotation, molecular function: hydrolase activity, hydrolyzing O-glycosyl compounds. The transcript has a single exon. The record is from RefSeq and is a predicted model, not a curated record.
AUGAUGACUACUCUACUAGUUAUGCUCCUCUAUAGCUGGCUUUUUGCUUUAGCGACUGCAAUCCGAAAUCCGAUUAUCUCAGGUUGGAACCCUGAUCCAUCAGUCCUCCGAGUUGGAGAUAGCUAUUACGUUGCGACCUCUUCUUUCGAAUAUUUUCCGAGCACGCCCAUUUACAAAAGCACCGAUCUCGGAAACUGGGAGCUAAUCUCGCACGCCUUUGCGGAUCCACAAUCACAGCAUCUUUUUGGCGUUCCUACUGGGGCUGGGUCGUGGGCACCCACACUUUCUUAUAUUGAUGGCACAUUCUACAUUGCGUGCAUGACCCGCUGGACUUAUGAUCCAGUAGCAAAAGUGUGGCCGAGGAUCUACUUUGCUUCCUCGGUUGACCUAGUGGAGUGGUCUGACUUGACCUGGGCUGAGCCAUGGGGAAUUGACCCUUCGCUUUUCCACGAUCCUCAGAGCAAAAAGACUUAUUUGAAUCUGAUGGCGCCCAAUAACAAUGAGGACCGGAUUUGGGGGAUCUAUCAGUGUGAAAUCAGUUUAAUCACUGGAAAGUGUAUCGACAGCUAUCACUCUCUCUGGAACGGUACACUCACACACAAUAUCAACUCGCGUCCCGAAGGCCCAAAAAUGUUCUACCGGCUGGGUUUCUACUAUCUCAUGAUUGCUGAAGGAGGCACGGAUGACCUUCAUCGCACGACAAUCGCGAGAAGCGGCUCCCCUACCGGGCCAUGGGAACCUAAUCCAAAUAACCCUUUACUAUUUAACGGUGCAUAUGGAUAUGAUAAUUUGACCGUCCAGUCCACAGGGCAUUCAACUCUGGUCGAGACGCCAGGAGGCGACUGGUAUGCAGCCUUCCUCGCACGGAGGAAGAUUAAAGGCUCAUCUCCACUUGGAAGAGAGACUUUUCUGACUCCCGUCAAAUGGAGCCAAGAAGGGUGGCCGAUUUUGAAUAACGAGGAGCCCAUCAUGCUCAGCAAAUCGUUUGGGCCAUCCGAUGUUCACCAGCAUCUCGUUCCAGCCACAUUCCACGAUGAGUUUACCUCGUCAGUAUUGCAUCCCAGCUGGUACCAACUGCGUACCCCUUACACGUCUAAUUUUGCCCUUGAUGGGCACGGGCUCACGUUCAAACCCAACGUAUAUGGUCUUAGUGACCGCGAUACGCCUGCUGCUCUUCUCCGGAAACAAAAGAGUCUCAACAUGACAUUCUCGGCAACCCUAUCUGCGAUACAAGGCUUGUAUGGUCCCAAGAUGACUGUUGGAAUAUCCGCCUAUUUGUCCGAGUUUCAACAUCAAGACAUCGGGGUUACUGGCUGCGUCAAUGCAACAGGCUUGUGUCUCUAUACUACCCUACUGAAAAAUUGCACAGCCCUAUCAAAACAAAUUCCCUUAAAUCAAACUUCUAUCUCUGGAUUGACCCUCCACAUUCGCGCGACUCCGCUGGACUACCAGCUUGGCUACAGUCUUCACCCUCAUUUGACACCUACAUAUCUUGCAACAAUUAGUUCCUCAUGGCAAGCAUUUGCACCAGCCAACUACCUUGUUUUCGAAGGCAAUUCCUUUGCGCUGUUUGCCAGUGGAGGCGGGGAGCCAUGGCCUUAUAAUGGACAUGACGUGGGCUUCACCGAAGUUGUGGAGACAUAUUUCGAGGAGAAUAUCCCAGAUUAUGAUAUUUGGUAG